GCAGUAUAUUGCCGAGGAACCGAUGCUGGACAUCUGUAAACUAAAAAAAAGUCGAACUAUUUGCCAGAUCCAGAAAACCGAUUCAUAUCUUUUGCUGAAGGCGCUUCUUCGCGAUAGCUAGGAAACCCCGUCGACGCAGAAGUUCCCUCAGACACAAGUAAAGAGUUUUUGCGCUACAAACAUGAGUUGAGGAACAUUGAGCCUUACGCCACUCCUUCCUGGCGCUGCCCGCAUCACGCAACGCGUGCGCAGUGUAGGCCCUUCCUGCAUUUUAGUAAUGGCGGCCCCCAUGGGGCGAGUGUCUCUCUGGUUCCAUUGCCGGUGGUUGUGUUUCCCCCUCCGUGUUGAGACCAAGCUGCGAGUCACGGAGGGCCGAUUCAGGUCCACGGAAGCUGCUGCAGCUGCACUGAAACAGCAGCAGAGCCCGGGCAACGAGGAAAUAGCGGCAGAUACUACAACUGGCACCAAAAAGAAGACAUUCAGUAAGGUCCUAGCAGAAAGACGAGAACAGGCACAAAGAACAGUGUUAAUUAAUUGCCCAUCCAAAAUCAAUGAGAAAAAAAUGCUCAAAUACUUGUCGACUCAUGGAAACAUUAAGAGUCACUUCUUCUAUGAAAGCUAUGGUAUGUAUGCGGUUGUAGAAUUUUCUGAGAUGGACAGCAUAGGUUCACUUCAGGAUGCCACUGGUACUGCACUGCUUGUGGAUGAUUCUCCUGUUCCAUUUAAAUCUAGAAUUUUUACCUUAACAUUGAAAAACCCACAAAGCCAAGCUUCCGAACAGACACCAGUUUACUGGCAUAAACAGACCACCAUUCCCGUUGGCGAGCUGGUGAAGAAACUUUGUAAUGCUAACAGUGUGAGUGAGCAGUUGAACAUGCUCACUGAGAAUUAUCAGCUGACAGAAGAAAACACUAAGCUCCGUUAUUUGACUUGUUCUUUAAUUCAAGACAUUGCAAGUGCUUACUUUCCAGACUGCGUGGUAAAGCCCUUUGGCUCUUCUGUGAACAGCUUUGGUAAACUGGGAUGUGAUUUAGACAUGUUUCUGGACCUGGAUGGAGUAAGAAAAAAGACUACCAAAAGGAACACAGGUCCUUUUAACAUAAACUAUCUAAUGAAGAGAUUACCUUCUGAACGAAUAGCAACACAGAAGAUCCUAUAUGCAAUUAGUGAAUUUAUUGAUAACUUUGGCCCUGGCUGUGUUGGUGUGCAAAAAAUACUUAAUGCUCGCUGUCCAUUGGUGAAAUUUUCCCAUCAGCCUUCAGGAUUUCAGUGUGACUUGACAACUAAUAAUAGAUAUGCCCUGAAAAGUUCUGAACUCCUGUAUAUCUAUGGCAGCCUCGACCCACGAGUGAGAGCUCUUGUGUUCAGUGUGCGGUGCUGGGCACGGGCCCAUGCGAUAACAAGUAGCAUUCCUGGCCCCUGGAUUACUAAUUUCUCUUUAACCAUGAUGGUCUUGUUUUUUCUGCAAAGAAGAAAGCCCCCCGUCAUUCCAACCUUGGACCAGCUGAAGGAGCUCGCCGAUGCAGAAGAUAAGUGUAUAAUUGAAGGUUACGACUGUACUCUUGUUAGUAACCUGAACAAAAUCAAGCCCACAGGAAACACAGAUACCUUAGAUGUGCUACUGGGUGACUUCUUUGAAUACUUUGGGACUUUUGCUUUCAAUCGUUAUUCACUGAAUAUCAGGAAGGGGAAAGAGCAAAACAAGCCAGAAGAGACUGCUCUACAUAUACAGAAUCCGUUUGAAAAAAACCUUAAUAUCAGCAAGAAUGUCAAUGCAACACAGCUUGAGAGAUUUGUCAACUUGGCCAGAGAGAGUGCCUGGCUUUUGCAGCAGGCGGGGAAGGUUCCUUCAAGCAGUUCUCAGCCUUGGGGGCUGGCAGCCCUUCUUCAAGAAUCAGCAGGAAAUGAUGCCAGAAAAGGCCCAAAAAGGAGGAGGGGACUAACCAGUGAAAGAAUCAGAAGCUUGUUGGAGUCUUUAAAGAUUAAAGAUGCCAACGGUGGGGAAAGGCCUUUUAGUACUCGAGUGUGGUAGUUGCUACAGUAUCAUCAAAACUUGAUUGGCUCAACAGAUCUUGAGUGGCCCAGGAUCUGCACGGGAUGAAUACAGUCAUACUAGUGCAACCCUCAGGUCUCCUGCAACUGGGAAGGCCAAUAUGUCAAAUGUCAACUUGCCCUUCUUGACUGUCGGCUCUACUUUUUGGUUGAGAAAUAUCCAGAUUUUUAUGGAUAAAUUUAUAUUUGAUACAGAUCGGAAAGGAGUGAAUAACAGACCCAAGAAUCUGAGUUUUUGAAAUAUUAGCUAAGAAGAAAAAAGUACAGCAAGCAAAGUACUUCUUCCUGGUUUUGUAACUGUUUCCAUACCCAUAAAUGAUACAAAGUGAAAUAAAGUGAGCAAGAGGGAGUGGUUGCAUGUAGUACUGCUGUCAGUGGAACCCCUCAGUACUGUACAAGAAAUGGUUUCUUGGGUUUUAGAAAAAGAACAAUACUGCAAGUUGUUGCCAUUGUGCUUCAAAAAUACAUUUUUAAACAGAACAUUA
Rhineura floridana is the source of this 2537-nucleotide messenger RNA. It is a transcript of the gene MTPAP, whose product is annotated as mitochondrial poly(A) polymerase. Gene Ontology annotation, molecular function: poly(A) RNA polymerase activity. Bases 278 to 2032 code for a protein of 584 amino acids. Lineage: Eukaryota; Metazoa; Chordata; Lepidosauria; Squamata; Rhineuridae. Gene Ontology annotation, cellular component: mitochondrion. The record is from RefSeq and is a predicted model, not a curated record. The transcript has 9 exons.